Racocetra persica is the source of this 327-nucleotide messenger RNA. Lineage: Eukaryota; Fungi; Glomeromycota; Glomeromycetes; Diversisporales; Gigasporaceae. The record is from the annotation of a GenBank genome assembly.
CAGAAAACAGUUAGCUGGACGUAUUUUAAAGUCUGCAACUGAAACAAACAAAUCUUAUAUACAAGAUAAAGCACGUAGUGACUCACAUGGAAUUAUGAUUGCUUUUGACGGUUGGAAAAAUGUAAUAAAUCAAGAAAUCUUAGGCUCAGUACUAAUAAUGUCUAAUGGUGAAACGUUAGUAUGGAAUGUAAUUGAUAUUAGUGGACGAAGAAAAAAAUAUGAAGACAUAAUGGAAAUGACUGAAGAAAUAUUUAGAGAAAUUGAUGCAUUAGAAAUAAAAAUUAACGGGCUUGUAACAGACAGUGAUGCAGCUUAUGCUGCUUCGAG